This is a messenger RNA of Phlebotomus papatasi, 825 nucleotides long. RefSeq lists its product as uncharacterized. The record is from RefSeq and is a predicted model, not a curated record. Gene Ontology annotation, cellular component: lysosomal membrane. Lineage: Eukaryota; Metazoa; Arthropoda; Insecta; Diptera; Psychodidae. The transcript has 4 exons. The coding region runs from base 131 to 700 and encodes 189 amino acids.
CUGUCAUGCAAUCGAUAUAUCAAAGUUUGGGGUGGGGAGAGAAAAAAUAUUGACAAACUUUUGUUUUUCUUCAAUUUUCCCUCAAAUUUUCUCGAUUUUCUCCGCAAAAAUCCAUGAAAAGUCCAAAGAAAUGUGGAUAAAAGUGAUUUCAGUAGUUGUUCUUGGGUUUCUAGCACUGGAAAGUCAGGCUCAGUCCUACGAGGACAAGAGAUGCAAGUGUAUCUGCCCAAGUGUCUCCUCUGUACUUAAUAACACAGAUGAGACGAAUCGUAUGCUGAUUAUCGACAAUGUUCCACCGACAAAAUGCAACUGCGAUGGGGUGAUCCUUCCGCGUGUAGGUGACAAGAUCAAGGGCAAGGAACAGGAAUUCUGUCCAAGGUGUGAGUGCAAAAAUGAGAUUCGCAAUACCACAAUCAUCAAAGUUGUGGUGAUCAUUGUGAUCUGGAUUAUUUCUCUGUUGGCCUGCUACAUGGCCUUCCUCUCGUGCUUGGAUCCUCUCCUGAACAAGCGUGUGAAGGCAAACUAUCAGGAGCACACCAACGAAGAUGAGGAGUCUAGCACACCAUCAUCUUCGUCGCAUCCGAUGGGUGUCCGGAGUACAGACUUGCUGAAUCGGGUGGGUCAUCAGCAGGACAAGUGGAAGCGCCAAGUGAGGGAGCAGAGGAAGAAUAUCUACGAUCGACACACCAUGCUCAAUUAGAGCCGAAAGCUUAAUUCCCAAUUAUUUUCACAAAAUUGUCCUCCACGUAUUAUCAGUUGGCAAAGUUUCUCUCUGUGAACAUUAUUUUCAGGUGAUAAUUGAAUAAAUAAUUAAAUACCCAAAAA